AUGAGACCCGCUACCGCCACUGUUCUGCUGCGGCGUCACGGUGACGCGUUUCCGCUGCUCGUCGCACUAGCGCUUUUCGCCUGCCUCGCAGCGACGCCGUCGGCAGCCCUCAUCGUGGCAAUUCGCGCUGGCGAGAACUUUAUGAUCACCGAAGCCCUCGGCGCCAGGAGAGAGCUUCACUUUCAGUUUGCCCUGCACCCCGAGUACCUCUUUCCGGUCUCGAUCAAGGAUCGUGGAACGGGCGAGGAGCUGAUGCGGUGGAAGGAUCUCCCCCACGGCGCCUUCUCCAUACCAGCAUCUGACAAGACUCGCAUCAUUGUCUUUAGCUUCGACAACUCGAACACGCUCUUUACGUCCAAGAAUGUGAACUUUGACCUUCGCACCUCACUGCCUGCGGACUAUGCGAUCGACUCCUCGAAGCUGGACCCGAUUGAGCAGAAGAUACGGGCGCUGUCGGGCUCGAUGCAGCACCUGAAGACGUUGCAGAUAUCGAUCCGAAACCAACAGCGGGACCACCGCCUGACCGUAGAGAACGCGAAUAAGCAGGUGCUAUGGUGGUCCUUCUUUCAGGUGCUGGCAUUCUUGAUCAUGCUCAGCUUGCAGCUGUAUCUGCUGAAGCGCCUCCUCGAAAAGAAGACGUACAUGUAG
Messenger RNA from Leishmania braziliensis MHOM/BR/75/M2904, 648 nucleotides. RefSeq lists its product as hypothetical. The transcript has a single exon. NCBI's taxonomy places the organism in Eukaryota, Euglenozoa, Kinetoplastea, Trypanosomatida, Trypanosomatidae. The record is from RefSeq and is a predicted model, not a curated record. Gene Ontology annotation, biological process: intracellular protein transport; endoplasmic reticulum to Golgi vesicle-mediated transport; Golgi organization. Gene Ontology annotation, cellular component: endoplasmic reticulum; Golgi apparatus; COPII-coated ER to Golgi transport vesicle. Bases 1 to 648 code for a protein of 215 amino acids.